CUUCAGCUUUCUGCUUCCUUUCUCGAAAUUCACCUCGGAAAUUUGCAGAAAAGAGUCAGAAAAAGUGCACUAAAUUACUAGUAGUUUCAAUUCAGAUGCUUAACAGCCUUAACUAAUUUUCAACGAUUUAGGCAUGUGAUGAUGAAAGAGAAGAACCCAACAGCUGCUGCUGCUACUACGUCAAUUUUCAAGAAAGUAUUGUUGAAUUGUUCAGCUCAGGUUUGUCCAAUACGGGCGAAAGUGUACGGCAGUUGUGUUGCAGCAAAGGUUCCAGAAGUAGAACGUGACAUGUGUUUAAAAGAAUUCCUUGAAUUAAGGAGCUGCAUGCAGAGUGUACUAAGAAGAAAGUGUUGAAAGUUGAAUAGUAUGUGUGUGUAAGCAGCUGUUGUUGAAAGAUUAAAUCAUCCGUGAAAAGUUCGGCAUAGUUUAGGUGUUUCUCAGGUCAGUAGUUCUACAUAGGGGGAAGUGAAACAUGUCAACAAAAGCAUCUUCUUCUCAGCCUUCUGGUUUUGGUAGUUCUGGUGCUCUAUCACAUGUGUAUAUCCAGCAUCCACCCUUAAGAAGCAAAAUCCCAGGAGCAAGAAAUAGUUUUUAUGAUGAUGGCACGAAACAGCUUAUUGUACUCACAUCUGAUCAGGUUUUUUCUUGGAAAACAACUCCAUUUGAUCCAAAUGUGACUCCGUCCUCUGAUUUAAUAGGCGAAGGUCCAGUUUUGUCCAUUCGAUAUUCUUUAGAUUUAAAGCUUUUGGCUGUACAACGAUCCCCUCAUGAGGUUCAUAUCCAGAACAGAGAGAGUGGGGAUACUUUCAGUCACAAGUGCAGGUCUGAAUCAGAAAGGAUUCUUGGAUUCUUUUGGACAGAUUCUCCGACAUGUGAUAUUGUCUUUGUGAAGACCAGCGGACUGGAGUUAUUCUCAUGCAAUUUUGAAUCAAGAGCGCUUCAAUUGGUAGAGACUAAGAAAUUGAAUGUGAGCUGGUAUGUCUAUACUCAUGAGAGUAGAUUGGUGCUCCUUGCCUCGGGAAUGCAGUGCAAGAGCUUUACAGGAUAUCAGAUUUCAUCAGUGGGAAUAGUCCGACUGCCAAGGUUUGACAUGGCAAUGGCAAAAUCUGACGCAAAUAAUAAGCCUGUCCUUGCCACAGAAGACAUUCAUAUCGUCACAGUUUAUGGUAGGAUCUACUGCCUGCAACUUGAUAGAAUAGCAAUGCAGCUCCAUUGUUACAGAUUUUAUCGGGAUGCUGUGAUACAACAGGUAAGCUAUUACCAACACCAAGAUAUACGUAUAUUUACGCAAUGACGUCAUAGCAUUCUU
This is a messenger RNA of Nicotiana tabacum (common tobacco), 1309 nucleotides long. Lineage: Eukaryota; Viridiplantae; Streptophyta; Magnoliopsida; Solanales; Solanaceae. The record is from RefSeq and is a predicted model, not a curated record.